This is a messenger RNA of Tarenaya hassleriana, 1353 nucleotides long. Its product is annotated as nuclear pore complex protein NUP43. The transcript is spliced from 5 exons. NCBI's taxonomy places the organism in Eukaryota, Viridiplantae, Streptophyta, Magnoliopsida, Brassicales, Cleomaceae. Gene Ontology annotation, cellular component: nuclear pore outer ring. The record is from RefSeq and is a predicted model, not a curated record. Bases 22 to 1095 code for a protein of 357 amino acids. Gene Ontology annotation, molecular function: protein binding.
AAAACCCUAGAAACCUCAACAAUGGAGAUGCAGGAAUCGCUCCGAAUCCAUAGGAUACCGCAAUCGAAGUACGUCGACGGAGUCAGAUGGCUUCCACAGGCUUCCGCUCUGAACCGCUUCGUCGUUUUCGGGUUCUAUGAUUCGGAAUCUGACUCUUCCUCCGUCGAAGUCCAGUCUCUCGAUCCGAAUCCGAGACGAAACCCGAACCUGAGCCCGGAGAUCACCUGUCUGUCUUCAUGGACUUCUCCGGCUCGUGUUUCUUCCUUGGAAGUUUCCGGCGCAGGCGGUUUCAAGCCCAUCGUCUCCGUUGCCACUUCUUCAGGCUCUCUCCACAUUCUGACGGUGGAUUUGGUGGAAGGUGCGGAGAUGGAAGAGGCCUACGCGGCUGAGGGAGAGAGGUUUCACGUGGGUCGCGUGGAGAGUGUGGAUUGGAGGGAGGGAGGAGGAGAGUGUGUGACUGUUGGUGAAGAUGGGAGAGUGAACGUGGUGACGAUUGUGAAUGGUGAAGGUUUGAGGUACAAAAGGGUCUUCGACGGGAAGGGUUUGGUGGCUUAUAACGCAGUGAAAUGGGCAUCUCCGACAGAGUUUGUCACCGGAGGAUAUGGGUUUGGUCUGCAGUUGUGGGAUCAGAGGAAGCCCGGUGAAGCUGUUUCUCAGCUCAAAGGGAACUGGACUCAGUCCAGAACUUCAGGAAUUGUUCACUCGGUUGACAUUCAUCCAUCCCGGAAGCACACUUGCAUUGCAGGAGGGUCUUCAGGUACUGUUUUUGUUUGGGAUCUUCGCUGGCCGCAGCAACCUAUUCUUCUUUCUGGGAACUUUGCAAGUGAGAGUACGGACAGUCCCCUGUCUGAAAGUGAGGUAUGGGAGGUUCAGUAUGACCCAUACACGAAAUCCAACAUCUCAUCCUCAAAGAUACUUCCUGUUAUGAUCUGCUCUGAAGAUGGUAUCCUCGGUGUCAUCGAGCAAGGUGAACAGCCCGUUGAGCUCCUGGCUGAACCGUGUGCCAUCAACAGCUUUGACAUUGACAGGCAAAAUCCACAGGAUGUGAUAUGUAGCUUAGAGUGGGAAUCCAUAGCAGUCAUAACAAGGCCUUGAUAAAAGCAGGUCGAAGCUCUGAGUUAAAACUAUGUUUUGUGCUCCGUAUGAUAUGUUUUGGUUUUCUUCAUGGCCAUGAACGAUGAUGAUGCUGAUGAUAUGACGAGGAAGAAGAUGGCAUAAGCAACUAGAAUGGUGUUUAUAGUUUUUCUCUUAAGAGAAAACAUGGACAGAGUUAUGUUCCAACUCAAUCCAGUGUUCCAACUCUUCAAUAUCGUUUGGACAGAUUGCAAAAGAUUGCAGUGCUCUCCAGAAUCA